This is a messenger RNA of Oryctolagus cuniculus (rabbit), 9129 nucleotides long. RefSeq names its product GPRIN family member 3 (gene GPRIN3). Gene Ontology annotation, biological process: neuron projection development. Lineage: Eukaryota; Metazoa; Chordata; Mammalia; Lagomorpha; Leporidae. The record is from RefSeq and is a predicted model, not a curated record. Gene Ontology annotation, cellular component: plasma membrane.
CUGAGCAGGACCGCAGGUCGCGGCCCUACGGAGCCCGCGGUGCGGCGCCCAGAGAGCUGGCGCCAGGGAGAUGCGACGGGAAGCCCCCGCCACAGCGCAGGCGGUGGCCCCGCGGCGCCGGCGAGAGGCGGGCGGGAGCAGUGCCUGUGAAAAUGCAGCAACUAGAACUUUAAUGGCUACUAAGAAUUUUAAGCAGAGCUAAGGCUGGUUCUUCAAGGUAAUCUUUCCUGGCUGUCUUCACUCUGAGCUCCGACGGCUUCCAGGGGGAGCAUUACUCCAGGGAGAGCUCCGGAGUAUUCUUGGAGAGAAAUUCCAUGGGGACUGUACCUGACCCUCUGGGACCGACUAAAUCUUCCCUGCUUGCACCUGCUGGAAAAGAGGACUCCCUGGCAGAGCUGCAAACUCCCUGCCCUCAGCAGCAACCAUCUCUCCUGUGCAAGAAUGCCCACAGCCUUUCAGGCGCCCCUUCAGAAGCAAACCUCAGCCCCAGUGCAGCUGCUGAGGCCCUGAUGCAGGCCUGUGAGCAUGCGACCACCCAGCCAGAUAUGUCUUCUCCCAGUGUUUUCAAUGAGGUGGGGAAAGCACCUCUUACACCCAAUUCCCCUGGCCACCCCCAGCUCCCAGGCAGCAGUGAGCCCGUCACACCAGCGCUGAGUUUUGCAGCAGGAAAGGAGGAUGCUAAACACACACCAUUUGCAAUUCCAGUCAAUCAGCCAACCUACCCAGCCAACCUUCAUGAUCAGCCCAAUACCAGCCCCUCAUCAGUACCUGAACAUCCCCUGGUGAAAUCACAGACACCCUGCGAGGGAGAGCAACCUGAGACGUCGAGUUGUGCUGUAGGGGACACCUGUGGCAGCAGCAAAGAUCAAGUGUCUUGUGAUUUUCCUUCUCAAGAAACAAUCCAGGCAACAGUGCAGACUCCAGAGACAGCAGCCAGGGCGUCCAGCCGUUCAUCCCCUCUUGUCGGUGGACCAGAAGGGAAAAGGGACCAAGCCGCCUGGGACUCUGUGACAAGGUCUUGCGAAAGCCCCACAAGAGAAGAUGAAUGUCCCCAGAACAAACAGCCCUCUGUCACUGCCUCUGAUACACAAGGCAUCCCUUCUGGGGCGUCUCCACCAUCCCGCCUCACCAGCGAUGCAUCCACACGUCCUGCAAACCCAGAGCCCGUGCAGCUUCCUGCACAGCCUCAGGGUUCAAAGUUCAAAGAAGCCAGUACAAUGACCAGCCAAGCUGAAAGUGAGCUCAAGGAAGUCCCCAGUAGAGCUCGGCAAGAUGCCGAGGUGCAGGCAGUGGCGAUUGUCCAGAGCCGAUCCGUGUCCACCAGCCCCAGCAUCCUCACUGCAUUCCUAAAGGAGAUCCCUGCUGCAGAGCGUUUGGAACAACAAGAGCAGCUGCGUGUCGUCUGUCAUGGCCAUGGCAGUGGAAGCCCCAGGUUGGAGCUCUCUGACCCAUUGUUAGCCCCCCAGCCAUCCGGGCAGUGCCCUGGCAUCAUGCCACAGGUGCACAUCCAAACACAUAAACCAGCCAGCCUACCCACCGAGGUUCUUAAAACCUCAUCAGUCAAUGUGGCCUCCAGCCAUGCCCAGGAUACGUGGAAAGAAGGUGGGAGUUCAGCAGGAAGGAGCCCAGAGAGCCGCGAACAGCCAACCUGUAACCAGCUCGCAGGCUCCCUGAAGGCUGGCCCCAUUGACCAGAUUUCUGGCCUUGUAGGAGGCCAAGCUGAAACGCGCCAGGCACUGGGGAACUCUGAAAGCAAGAUGUCUGAGGGUGUAGUAAAAAGCACAGAUGGCCACAAAGCAGACUCAGGCUGCAGACUCUCCCAAUCUUGUGUCCCGGCCGGCAAAGCCGACCAGUCCAGCACCUUGGAUCCUGCUGAUCAAGGAGGUGCAAGGGAAAGGAAGACUGCGUCUCCCCAGAUAGGCAGAGAACAAGAUACCGAUACCCCGGAUGCCAAGACUCUACUGCUCAAUCCUAAAACUCAAGAAGGUGGAGGCACAGGCUCACCUGCUAAUCCCACCCCCUCUCCUGUUAGAAAGAACCAGGAGAGCACCUUGGAAGAAAACAGACAGACCAAGACAGCCACCAGCCUGAGCCUGCCAUCCGACGCCCUGGGGGACUCCAGCCCGGGCUCUGGCAAGAGGACCCCUUCUCGCUCGGUCAAGGCCAGCCCGCGCCGGGCCAGCCGGGUCAGCGAGUUCCUUAAGGAGCAGAAGCUGAACGUGACGGCGGCGGCCGCGCAGGUGGGAUUCACUCCAGGCGAGAAGAAGAAGCAGCUUGGCACGGACGCCAAGCCCCAUCUGAAACAGUCCAAGCGCGUCAGGGACGUCAUGUGGGAUGAGCAGGGCAUGACCUGGGAGGUGUACGGUGCCUCCUUGGACCCCGAGUCCCUGGGAAUCGCCAUCCAGAACCAUUUGCAAAGGCAAAUCAGGGAACACGAGAAAUUAAUCAAAACGCAAAGUGGCCAGGCCCGGAGAUCCAUUUCCUCAGAUACAUCUUCAAAUAAGAAGCUCAAAGGAAGGCAACACAGUGUUUUCCAAUCCUUGCUGCAGAACUUUCGACGCCCCAACUGCUGUGUUCGCCCCGCCCCCUCUUCUGUGUUAGAUUGAAAGGGAGCCCAUGUGAAGGCCCGCCCACACGGCCAUUGUGCUUGAGCCUCUGCUCCAAUUCUGACUUUGCUGGGGGCAGGGGGGUGGGGUUGUUGGGGUUUCCGGUUUUUGGUUUUGGAGAGGCAAGGAAGAAAAAGCAAGAAUGAACUAUAGGAAUUUGUGAUUCAGAAUCCUUGGGUCCUGUGACUGGAACCAUGUAAAGAAAAGGUCGUUUCAACUGGACGCAAAGGACCAGAAGCAAGCUUCCCUGAGGAUUUGCAAGCUAAAGUGGAAAUCCGUUUUUUUAUUAUGAUGUUGCUUGUAGAAACUGCAUUAUCAUACGUGUGUCCUUUUGUACGACUGCCUCAAUUUAUCAUACAAUGUUGUUUCCAUUAAAAUCCCUGCUUUGUAUUUAAAAAGUCGCAAAAAGACUAUUAGCAAAAAAUACUGCUAACGGUUCUAGCCCUAUUAUAAUAAGAAUGCUUUUACCACACAAAAUUUAAGUAGGUGAUAAGAACCAUACUGUAAAAAAAGAAACAAAUUUGACUAAUUCCUAAGCCAGCUAACCUUAAAUAAAGCAUUUACAUAUGUAAAAUGCCAGAUAUGAAUUAGUAUUUGUAAAUAUCUGCAGAUACCUUUUUAUAAACCUUGUUAUAGCUGUGAAUAAAUACAAGAGAGUUGCAGUAGGAAAAUUAGUUAAGCCUUUGAAUAUGAAUACUGCCUACAUCAGACAUGGAUGCACAGAUACACAUUGUCCUUUGCUGAAAGCAGUGCAUCUCUGUGAUUCCGGCCAGAUUAAAUUCCUGUUUGUUUGGUUUUUUUUUUUUUACCCUAGAGGAAAGAAGUACAUGGGACGGAAUUCUUGAAAAGACUCAUUAAAUUACUGGCAAUACAAAAUUUUAUGUGUGUAGGUGUUUGUCAGUUGUAUUCUACUGAGAAUACUAAGGUCUGGGUUCAGAAUUAUAAAUAGCAGUUUACCAAGCACUGUUUGUUGUUGUGUGUUAAUACAGGAAAGUCUCAUGAGUAACAAAACCAUGUGUUUAAUCUAGACCCCGAUAAACAAGAUGCAGUAUGUGUUUUGCUUUUGAUUUGGUCUAGUAGCUUCUAAUGGCAACUGUAGUUGACACCAAAUAGAACACAAACUUCCUUUCAGGGUUUGUAUGCAGACUAAUCUCAUCUAAUUGCAUUAAGUUUAUCAUCUGGACUCAAAAGGUUGUUCCGCAAAUGGACUGGUUAAGAGAAACACAAUCAUAUAUCAUCCUUCAAACCCAAGUAAAAGAGAGACCUUUACAGAAACCUGGUUUGAGUUUGGGUAGGUAGGCUGUGUUGCUUGAGAACACAGGCACCUGUUUGAUCUCAGCUCUCACAUGUCUCUAGAAGAGGGUGUCCCUAAGACACAUGAGCGUCCCCUCAGGCACUGGUCUGACCUUGGCCUGGAAGUGACCAGCAGCAGCUUGAGAAUCGUGGUAAAGAUGGGGAAUGAGCAGGGCCCUAGGAAGACUUUGCUUCCCACACUGACUUUUGGGAGAGCGCUGGUCUCCAUCUUGCAUUUGGAAAAUCAGGCUGUUAGAUGUUGGAGGCACCGGUUGCCUUCUCUGAACUCAUCCCCCCUAAUGAGCCAGAAGGGCUUCUGAUGGUGUGUUCCCUCCCCACAGACUCAUAGAUAUCAUUUGUACAGUAAAUUCACAAUACCUGUUUUGCCUUUUUUUAAUUUUAAUUCUAGUAUGCAGAUUCUGAAUGGAUGGGGGGAAAAUCAUAUCUAAACUUGAACACGACAGCCAAACUAGAUACAACAUAAAUUAGCAAGAAACAAAAGUAAUAAAACAAAAAUAAAUUUUAAAGAACCUUUGAUUCCUUCCGAUUUGACUGUGUAUGGAACCUGCCUAAGUAGCAUCACACUCAGAACAUUUCCAGAGUCCAGGAACAGUAAUUACAGUUGAUACGUUUGGAACUUAAUAAUGAAUCUUUAAAUAAGACACAGUUUUCAACUUCUUACUCAUUGACCUCUCUUAAGAAUAGAGCUAUCUAAAGUAGAAAUUACCAUCAAAUUACCAAACUGCAACUGAUGACUAGAGAUUCAACCUCAAUCUCUCCUCCCACACUGCCAGCUUCAGGUACCCGUUUGUAGUCAUGCUCAUGUCAUCCCGUCUCACAUGUCUUUGCCAGGACAUGAUUUUGCUCCUGUCUCUGCUCCCUCACUGGCUGCCUCCCUCCCACACUGGCACACAUGCUGUGUGGACACAGCGUGCACCCUGUGUACACAGUGGCAGCUGUCAACAGUACCCUCUCCUGCUGGGUGGGCCCCCAGGUAAUCCUCUUCUGUGACAAGGCUAGAACAGGCUGUUCCUGCAUUCAAAUAAAAGAGAAGAAAGAAUUCAGUAUCCCGUAAUAAUAUUUAUUUUCAUGAGUUUAGAGUAACCACAUGAUUUAUAAAUAGUUAAAUGAAUCAGAGGCCUGAGAGAGUUGUAGGCAUCUGUCCCACAUUAAAUAAAUUAAAACUGCUCAAUUUGGUAUUGUAGCUGUGCUUCUCACAUGAAAACUUGAAGGAAAAAAAUAUUUGAUGUAGUAAUUUUAACUCAUUUUCAUGGGUGCUAGAACUAAAUUCUUCUACAACAGUUUAGAAAUUGCAACAGAUUACAAAAUCUUUCUUGUUUUGUUACUUCUUGGGUCUUAGAGAACUAACAGCUUUUAGAAGCAGUGACAGAAAUAUAUCGUCAAUGGUUGAAUAAGAGAAGAGUCUAUUCAAAACAGCAGUACUUUUACAUUGUAAUACCCACCCUAACUUCCUUUUGCAAUAAAACUUUAUUUGAAAAUCUUCCUUCACUUCACUUUGUGGCACAGCAUUAGACUUUCCAUCUAUUACUUGUGACACCGUAGAAUCCAUCAUUCAGCAAAAGAAGUUGCAAAACAUCCUUCCUUACUCAGUUAAUAUUCCUUAUUUGGCCUGGCAUGAUCCACCUUGAAUUGAAUACUGCUUCUUACUGCCCUUAUCUUUGGGAUAUAAUUUGGUCCUAUUUGGGUUUUUGAAAUAUAUGGAGGAAAUAGUUUAUUGAAUCAAGAGAUGGAAAUAUUUCUUAAACUAGUAAUGAAAGAGGUGAGUUAGAACUCUGGCUGGAAAAUAAUUCAAUGAUUGAAGUGACAAGAUACAAAGUGAGCAUUAGAAUUUUUCUUUAAAUAUUGAUUGACCUGUUUUUAUUAUUGUAAGAAUGUCAUAGCUUCAGUUGUCAUGUGUUUACUUUGAGGGGUGCUUUUCUAAUUGUGUCUUUUGGAUUAUCGGUGUUUGAUGCUACAAACUAACUAUUUUACAUACAGUGAAAUCCAGAUUAACCUCUGUGUGGGGAUCAGUGGCAUAAGGUGAACAUUUUACUAAGUCACGUUUAGCCAAAAACCUUUUGUUUGCAUCCUAAAUGAAAUAUUUAUAAAAUGCAUUACUAUGUUUUCCCACCUUAACAAGUUCAACUAUGUUGAAUGUCAUUUGAUCUUUGAUGAUUUUUAAUUAUGAUAAUUGUCUGAUAUUCACUGUUUUAGAUGCCAUGUUUUCAAUAUUAUAAACAGCAACAAUGAAAUGAAUUGGACUGAAUAUGCAUAUGUAAUAUAUACCCUCCAGGUUGGAUUUUGGAAUCAGAUUCUUACUCAGAGUUUGCCAUCUAAAAAUAGAAAGCAGAAGAGGAAAAUGGCAUUUGGUUAUAUCCCAGAGUAUUGAGAUUUCACCGUUCCUAUCUUAUCCUAAUGUUAUUCCUCUCACUUCUGAGAAUUCAUGUCAUUCUGGGAAUAUCUGUAUAUACCACACCAAGAAUAGGAUAUGAUGUGAUUUUCAAUUUUGCUGUCAGAGGUUAUAGAUGGGUGUGCUGUGAAUGUGAAUUCUUAGCCUUUGCUGUAUCCAUUCUAUUAUUGUUUUCCUGGGAAAAAAACUAUUGUAUUCCUUCCUCCUACAUACUGUGCAUGUGUUAAAAAAAAAAAAGUGUCCCUUCGUAGUACCACAAAAUUCACCUCACCCUUUCUCUACUUUUUCAUAAUCAUUAUAAAGAAAAACAGUAUGUUAGGAUAAGGUUUUCAUAUAUGUACAUGUGUUUUUAUUGAAAACAGGCAGUUGUAGUCUUGUGUAGCCCUCCACCUGCCUGAUUAACUAAUUAUCUCCAAUGCUGCCAUGGAGAUGAGGCUGUUGACUCUCUCCUGCUUUGUCCUAAGCAGUGUUUGAGAAAUGAGGCCUGUGAAUUUCCCUUUGUGAUAAUAAAAAAUACAGUGAAGUCAGAAGUAUCUCCGGUAAGUGAGCUGACCACCUUGUCCCAGCCUCUGUUCCUUCUGUGUGGUGAAGCCAAAGUCUUGCCCAGGUCUGCUUCAGUGCUUGCUACUUUACUUUGGUGUCUUAGUGUGCAGUUUCCCGUUAGCAGUGUUCUUGGUGUCCUGUGUGGUCCUCUUGGUUGAUUCUCUCCAAAUAUGAGUCAGCCGCUGCCACCUGGCAAAUAGCAGGCGAUAUGCUGAAUCUCCUGUCCAUCCUUGUAACUAUAUCCUUCUUAUUGAAAUUCUGCAACUGGCUGGGUAAUUACAAACGUUAUCUGUGCAGACACAUGGGCUAAUGGAUGUUUACAUCGUUUGAGACAUUUUUACAGAAGGGGAUGUGGGGGGGGUGAUAUAGUCUUGCAAAUACUGAAAAAGAUUUCCAUGAACUUUACUCUCUGGAAAAAAAAAAAAAGAAUUCUCCUUGCUACAGAAAUUAAAUCAGCUUGGUUUGCAAUAACCAAGGACAUAAACGAAGAUCGAUUGAGGUGGAAAAGUUCUGUCUUGCAAGUUACCAGUGACAUCUGCCAGAGGUCAUUACCGCUACUUUUAACUGUGAACAUUCACCAGCCAAAUUACUCACUUGCCACAACCAACUAACCUCUCUCAGAAUAAAUCCAGUGUGUCUGUAUAUAUGUUGUAGAUAGAAACAACAAAAUAUCCUGAAAUAUUGCCUUUGGCUGUUAGGUAAAUCGAAGUGAUGUUAAUUAUAAAGGACUUUCUCUGUGAAUUGACUAUGGGAGCCAGAAUGGUGCAACAAGAUGUUAUUUACAAAAUUUUUUAGACCCAGAUAUCUCAGAUACUCACCAUGAGAAUGAAGACUGUUGAAUCUGAAAUUAAAGCCAAGCAAUAAUGUGCCAAAAAGAGGCAGUUAUACCAGCAAGUGCAUCUAGAACAGGCACACCAUUAGACAAUUAUGGUUUGCUCUAUGAAGACUGACUGUAACCCACAGAAUAAAUGUGAAGGCAGAAUGUCUGCUUUCCUGCUGGAAACCUUGUUUCGGAGCUCUGUCAAGACGUAUGACACCAGAGAGAAUUAGUAGAGAUACAGUUACCAUCUCUGUUCAUGCUAGUGAAGGCAGAAGAGGAGCCACUUAAAGUCUUGCUGGCUCACUCCUCAAGACAGCAACAAAAAGCUUGGUUGAACUGGAGGCAUUAGCAUGUAGGAAAGCAAUUCAGUUAAUUCCACCCAGUGGAUUACCAGCCUUCGCGAUGAAUACUGGGCUCCCAAAUGUAAAAUUACUAAAACAUGAGGACUUGUAUCAAAAGGGGCCUCAAAUAAUGCCUUACAGAAAAUGAUGUUCCAGAUGGGUAUUUCUAAAUACUAAUUCUUCGGGUGUCUUUCGGGGUUCCAAGUCAAAAUUAAUUGGCUGCAAAACUGCAGGAAUUGAAAUCACAUAUUAUUCACUUCAGGAAAAUACACACUGAUCAUCCAGCAUGGUGAUGGUUGUGAUGAGCACCAUAGUGAUUUAAGUGUGUUAGAAAGAAUUAAAUGGUAGAGAAAUCCUGACUUCAUGCUUGAUCUGUUAAAUAUGAAAUUUCAUCAGUUUCUUUCCAGGGUGAAAAUUAUAGCUUGCUUUUUUUAUAUCACUGCUAGUAUUUGUUACUUUAAAAGUUAAAUUGUUUGGCCUUAUAAAAACUUUUAACAAUUAAGCAAUUUUUUUCUGAUUCAUAUCAUUGCUGUUAAUAAAAAACAUGUACAGGCUGUGUGUAAACUAUUUUGAAUGAAUAGAAAAGACUUAUCCAUGCUAAUCAGUAUCUUCAUGAUUGUAGUUUAGAUCCUUAGCAUUUGUUUCAGAGCACAUCAUUGAGUUAAUUAUUUUUAUAAUAUUUUUCGUUUGUGGCUUAAAUGAUGCUGGCGAAUCAGGAGAUUGCAGUAUUAUAGUCAAGCUCCUAAAUCCUUUGAGGAAAGGAGAGACUAAUUUUUGUGUUAAGGGCAUCUGGAGAUACCUUUUAUUGAGGUUGAGAAAACUCCAUGUGACCUGAAAACUCAAGAAAAAUAUAUACUCACAAUGACUGAAUUCCUACAUGUAUUUAUCUCUGCUGUACUAAUGUGUGAGCAGUAUGUUGUGCACAAUACUGUAUCUGAUCGUGGUAUGUCAGUGCAUUCUCUAAGUGUAUACAGUCUGUGAGUGAUUGGUUUUCUAUUUUUAUGUGUAGAAAAAAACAACAUGCUGUAACCCACGUAAAGGCCAAUUACUGCCAUCGGGUAGGCACAUGUACGAAAAUGAAUAAAGCUAACAAAAGUUUGCAUGUGUGUUCGGUAA